Molecule: messenger RNA, 3225 nt
Organism: Thunnus maccoyii (southern bluefin tuna)
Lineage: Eukaryota; Metazoa; Chordata; Actinopteri; Scombriformes; Scombridae
Gene: khdrbs2
Product: KH domain containing, RNA binding, signal transduction associated 2
Exons: 9
Coding region: 952-2007 (351 amino acids)
Biological process (GO): regulation of alternative mRNA splicing, via spliceosome
Cellular component (GO): nucleus
Molecular function (GO): mRNA binding; poly(A) binding
Source: RefSeq, a predicted model, not a curated record
UCCCGCAGGCUCCACUGCAGAUGUAUAUAUAAAACAUUUUUUCACAGUUUGCCAGAAGAACAAGUUACACUGUGAUGAACUUUGAAAACUCUGGGAUUCAAGGAACUCACAGGCAACAACAUUACAUUAUAGUUUGCCUUGAGAAAAUAAUUGGAUAAGAAACGUUUGCUGCUGAUAAGGUGUUAUCUCUUUACUGGUAUGACAUUACUUAUUUAGCUAUAAUUAAACUAUAUCUUAUCAAAGUCAGCUAUAAUUCAAGCUCUGCUGACAGCCUAUAAAACCCCGUAACUAAAAUGAUAGCCUUAUAGUAUGCUCUUUAAGGGACUUAUAGUGUGACUACAGUGACUUAUAUAGCUAGGAUGUAACAUACAAUACUUAUACUCACUGCUAUUGCUUAUUGUAGGAGUCUAACAUGUAUUUUCUCAUAAGGGAGUGUUUGAAACAUAAGCUGCAUAAUACUUUCAUAAAAUCAAUUGAAUCUACAACAGAGCCCUGACAGGUGUAACCUUAACUUUUUUUUAUUCAUUCCCUCCAAGCACGUGGUUUGAUUGGUAUGCGCUCGGCGGGGAGCCUCUUUGAUUUCCAGCAGCGCCAGUCCCAGAGCAUGGCCAAUAAUGUUGCUGUGGGGCGGGGAGCAGCGCGGUCUGCAGACCCAGUCUGGCGGGGUGCCGAGGAGAGGCAGCAGGCAGCGGUGGCAGAGAUGGGCUCACACCUCUGAACCACAACUCAACCUCCACUCAAGCAUCUUGGAGACCUGGGACGACUAGUUUUCUUUUUUUUUUUUCUUUCUUUCUUUUUUUUUGAGGGGCUUUGCUCGUGGUGCUCAUAAGGACUGGUAGACUACAGCAAACCGACAGCAGGAGCGGGAAGGUUCAUAGUUGCAUUCCGACGCUCAGCACUCCUGUCGUCUCACCUGCACGGCCGGUGAAGAGGUCCGCUGUAUUAAUAAUAAUGCAUCCAGAUAAGCACUUACCUGAACUGGUGGCCGAGAAAAACAGCUUGGACCCCUCCUUUGUGCAUGCGGUGCGCCUGCUUGCAGAAGAAAUUGAAAAGUAUGAGGGUGAUGAAUCGAGAAAAGAUGGUGACGUGAAGAAAUACCUAGAUAUCAUCAGCAAUAAAAAUAUCAAGCUCUCUGAAAGAGUUCUCAUUCCAGUCCAACAGUAUCCAAAGUUUAAUUUUGUUGGAAAGCUGCUGGGACCGCGGGGAAAUUCCAUGAAACGAUUACAAGAGGAAACAGGAGUGAAGAUGUCCAUCCUCGGCAAAGGGUCCAUGAGGGAUAAAGGCAAGGAAGAAGAAUUGAGGAAAAGUGGCGAGGCCAAAUAUGCCCAUCUGAGUAAUGAUCUUCAUGUUUUAAUUGAAGUCUUUGCCCCACCUGGAGAGGCCUAUUCCCGCAUGAGUCACGCCUUAGAGGAGAUUAAAAAAUUCCUAGUUCCGGCAUGCCGCAUUUUGUUCCCGCAGGACUACAAUGACGAGAUCAGACAGGAGCAGCUGAGAGAGCUCUCCCUGUUGAACGGCUCUGACGAGUCGAGCAGAGGGAGGAGUGCGCAGGGAAGGAGCACGCGACCGGCAACCACAGCAUCCACAAGGGGCCACAGAGGCACAGGAAGGAGUGCAGGAGCGCCUCGGGGGACAGCGGCGGCGACGCACGGCAAACUUCCCACGACUGUUUUAACGAGGGAAGUACAAGCUCCGAGAGCCAGGGGGGCAGCAGGGAGUGCUGGAUACAGGCCCCCGCUGUUAGCAGUCACACAUGAAUCAUACGACGACUAUGGCUACGAUGAUGGAUACGGUGGAGAAUAUGAUGAUGAGAGUUACGAAGCCUAUGAAGAUAACUACAGCAAUCCAUCAAAAAGCAUUUCAGAAUAUUAUGAGUAUGGACAUGGAACCAGUGAUGAAUCCUACAACAACUAUGAGGAGGAGUGGCCAACUACCCGACCCAGUCUCAAAGCCCCAAUUCUACGGCUGACAAGAGGGGGCUACAGAAAACAUCCCUAUGGUAGAUACUGAAGGUGCUCCACAUAUGUGACCUCCGAUUUCAGACUAUUUAUAAUUUUUUUUUAAAUUACUCAUAAAAUGUUGUAGCAGCAUUUUUUUGCCCGUCUCCCUCAGAAACUGAAACAAAAAAAUAACCCCAUAAAGCAUAUAAAUCCACAAAAUUUAGCAUUGUUGCAGUAUGUUUUUUAUUUAUGAUAGAUGGAGUAAUUUUUUUGAAAAAUACUGUACAGAGGAAAUGAAAAGAAACGGGAAGGAUGUCCUUAAAAUUGGUUGUCUAAAUGCCAUUCAUUCCACCGCUGUCUGCCCAAAAAACUGUGGUCAUUUCAGUUUUUUGACAUUAAACUGCAGAUUUUUUUUCUCCUGUUAGUUAUUUUAAAACUAUUUCCAUUUAUUGCCUUUAAUGCCGCAAUAAUCAAAGUUUACAAGCCAACCACCAUAAUGCCGGGAUCAGACUACACAAUAUUUUUGCCUUCGUGGUGAGCAAAUGUGGCGCUCAUUUAAAAUUUAAAAUCAUCGGUUUUCAACCUCAAUCCCCUUUCCCUGCAGUUCGCUGAUUGGUUUGGCUUUGGGGCUCAGACAGUUUUAAGUGGAUGUUUUCCAGACUAAUACCUCAGAGCGAAAAGGUAACCUCAUGAGAUUCUGACUGGCUUCUACACGUCAAAUUUCUCUCCGUAAAUGUAUUCAUUAUUUUGCCCAGUGAAAAUAAAUCAAGGGCAGGUGUGUGGUUAAUUUGUGGCUUGAAGCUUCCGCAGAUCGGUCUGAGAAGCUUAGCUUUGUAUAACUCCAGUGGUGGCGUUAACUUGUUGCAUGGUUUUGCAAAAAGAGGAACCACACACUGCUCUGAACACAAAUGAACUCAUGAACUCCAUUAAAGGCAACAGAUGGAAACCUUACAUUUCCCAGAAUUGAAGACCUGAAUACAAAGUGACUAACGGACCUACACAUCUCUCCAAAAAAUGUUUAAUGUUCAGUAAACUAAAUCAAUCUUCAAGUUUCCCCACAAUUGCUAUAUGAAACUCUGAUGACAUCAUGUUAAAACUGAGUUGAUAACGCAGACUAAAGUUAGCGUAACGUGAUUUUAAAUAUUCUAAGAUGUGAGAUCGUACUCGUGCAAAACAUUUUUUUUUUUUUUUGGUUUGGGUUGAAAGCAAUCAGCAAUGUACAGUGUGUAAUUUAUAAUGAGUGCUUUGUUCUUGUGUGUAAUCUGUAUUUGUACAUAAAGCAUUUAAU